This is a messenger RNA of Panthera uncia (snow leopard), 945 nucleotides long. It is a transcript of the gene PHOX2B, whose product is annotated as paired like homeobox 2B. The transcript is spliced from 3 exons. Gene Ontology annotation, molecular function: DNA-binding transcription factor activity, RNA polymerase II-specific; RNA polymerase II transcription regulatory region sequence-specific DNA binding. Bases 1 to 945 code for a protein of 314 amino acids. Lineage: Eukaryota; Metazoa; Chordata; Mammalia; Carnivora; Felidae. The record is from RefSeq and is a predicted model, not a curated record. Gene Ontology annotation, biological process: regulation of transcription by RNA polymerase II.
AUGUAUAAAAUGGAAUAUUCUUACCUCAAUUCCUCUGCCUACGAGUCCUGUAUGGCUGGGAUGGACACCUCGAGCCUGGCUUCAGCCUAUGCUGACUUCAGUUCCUGCAGCCAGGCCAGUGGCUUCCAGUAUAACCCGAUAAGGACCACUUUUGGGGCCACGUCCGGCUGCCCGUCCCUCACGCCGGGAUCCUGCAGCCUCGGCACCCUCAGGGACCACCAGAGCAGUCCGUACGCCGCAGUUCCUUACAAACUCUUCACCGACCACGGCGGCCUCAACGAAAAGCGCAAGCAGCGGCGCAUCCGCACCACUUUCACUAGCGCGCAGCUCAAAGAGCUGGAGAGGGUCUUCGCAGAGACGCACUACCCUGACAUCUACACCCGGGAGGAGCUGGCUCUGAAGAUCGACCUCACCGAGGCGCGAGUCCAGGUGUGGUUCCAGAACCGCCGCGCCAAGUUCCGCAAGCAGGAGCGGGCAGCAGCGGCCGCCGCGGCCGCGGCCAAGAACGGCUCUUCGGGAAAGAAGUCCGAUUCGUCCCGGGACGACGAGAGCAAAGAGGCCAAGAGUACCGACCCGGACAGCACUGGGGGCCCCGGCCCCAACCCCAACCCCACUCCCAGCUGCGGGGCGAGUGGCGGCGGCGGCGGCGGGCCCAGCCCGGCAGGAGCCCCGGGGGCUGCGGGGCCCGGGGGCCCGGGAGGUGAACCCGGCAAGGGAGGCGCGGCGGCGGCGGCGGCGGCUGCGGCGGCGGCUGCUGCGGCGGCGGCGGCGGCAGCGGCCGGUGGUCUGGCUGCAGCCGGGGGCCCUGGACAAGGCUGGGCUCCCGGCCCCGGGCCCAUCACCUCCAUCCCGGAUUCUCUCGGGGGCCCUUUCGCCAGUGUCCUAUCUUCGCUCCAAAGACCCAACGGUGCCAAAGCCGCCUUAGUGAAGAGCAGUAUGUUCUGA